Messenger RNA from Brassica napus (rape), 1263 nucleotides. RefSeq lists its product as uncharacterized. Bases 1 to 1263 code for a protein of 420 amino acids. The transcript is spliced from 4 exons. The record is from RefSeq and is a predicted model, not a curated record. NCBI's taxonomy places the organism in Eukaryota, Viridiplantae, Streptophyta, Magnoliopsida, Brassicales, Brassicaceae.
AUGGAUCAAUUUGCUCGGAUCUCUGGGCUGCAUAUAAACGCCUUUAAGUCAUCUAUCUUUGCUUCUGGUCAGACUGUAACUCCUAUGCUAAAUGAGGCAGAGCGGUUAGGGAUCAAGGCGGGGAAGCUACCAGUGAGGUACUUGGGCAUGCCACUUACCACCAAAGCUCUAUCGAAACAAGAGUAUGAGCCACUCACUGAUCAGGUGAGGGGAAGAAUGUUGGCAUGGAGAAACAAAUGCCUCUCCUACGCGGGUCGACUACAGCUGAUUAAAUCAACGCACAAGGCUAAAGUGGCAUGGGAGGACCUAUGUUGUCCUCUAGAAGAAGGAGGAUUGGGAAUAAGAAAGUUGCACUAUUCAUCUAAAGUCUUUGCUUUAAGCCUAAUCUGGAGGAUCAUCUCGAAAAAGAGCUCGAUGUGGGGAGGAUGCAAAAAGUUCUUGGAUUUGGAGAAAGCUGUUAAAGCUUCGGUCGCUAGCAUAUCUAGUGGAAGACUUAUUGACAUUACGGGUGCAGUGGGUACUUGUUAUCUUGGCAUUGCCCGCGAUGCUAGAGUAUGUGAGGCGGUCACUCAAGCGCAAUGGAGUGUCAGAAGACAUAGGAUUCGGCAUUUCCAUGAGCUACAUGCCCGCAUUCAGAGAGAACCGGUCCCUGAUGAUCAACAAGGACAAGAUGUGAUCCUGUGGAAUCACUCCGAUGACAAUUUCAAACCAUGGUUCUGUUCAGCGCGCACUUGGGAUCAGAUCAGGCAAAAGAAGGCCACAGUUUUAUGGAACAAGAGUGUUUGGUUCACGCAAGGAGUACCGAGAUUCUCCUUUAUAGUCUGGUUGGCUGUGAGGAACAGACUAUCAACAGGAGACCGAAUGAGAGCUUGGGGGAUUCAUCAAGGCUGUCUUUUGUGUGGAGAGAGGGAUGAAACACGGGACCAUGUCUUCUUCGUGUGUCCCUAUUCUUUUACAGUGUGGGACAAGUUAGCUAACAGACUGAGUGGUAACAGAACGGAUCCUGAUUGGACGACCUCGCUGCAGUUUUUAAGCGCAAACAACCUGCAGAUAAUGGACAAGAUACUGCUCAAGAUGGUCUUUCAAACCACCAUCUACCAUUUAUGGCAAGAAAGAAACCGAAGAAGGCAUCAGACAGGCCAUCGCACGGUUGAUCAAACAGUCCGAGUCAUUGACAAGGCAAUGAGAAACAGAAUCUCCUCUCUUCGCUACAGAGCUGACCAUAAAUUCACUGGUUUGAUGCAGAGAUGGUUUGAAGUCUAA